AUGAGCCGUGCAGGAGUCAGGACUGAUCAGAAUGAUGACGAAAAUAGGAAUGAGCAUAGGGCCAUCUAUUUGCAUGCUUUCUCAGAUUUAUCUCACGUCUCACCUGCAACAUUUGUGUACCUUUUGAAGGAAUCCUAUGUAUGUGGUAAGACAUUCGAUCUACUUUAUUUUAGCUAUUGAACUAAUUCAUGAACUCCCCUAUAUUCUGUUUUGGCCGUUUCAGUUUAUCACCUUUUUAGGGAUGCUACUUGUAUAAGGUUUUCACAUGUAAGUGUGUAUGUGAUGGAAAUACUAUUAUCCCGCGUGUUAAUCCUCAUAAUUUUACUAAUCCUCACAAUUCUAGUUAGAUGUCCUCCAUCUUCCCCACUUGUUCCAUGCCUCUCGCCUUAAUUGAUCAAAAUUCCCUGGGAGGCGGGGAAGUAUUUCGCACAUAUUUCGUUUUAUUACAUAUCCAUUGCUAUGACUGAGAUGACUCAAAACAUAGAUCUCUUGCAUACCUUUUGACCGAGUUUUUUGAGUAUGGAGAGUUCAUUAGUCCAAAACAAUUGGUGUGGCCCAGCGUUGUCUUUCCAAGCAAAGAAAUUUUCAUUAAUGAUUGUAAGUGCGGUUAAUGUAUACCGCUCAGGAUGCUUUCAGUCCCAAAUUUUUCCUCUUUAAUAUUUUUCAUAACUUUAUUGCUUGUUACGUACCAAAAAGAUUAUAGCAUAUUUGAAAGGCAUUCUUUCCUUCCUGGCCUUCUCCCUUGAAGCCUUGGGCAUCAUAUCAUCUAGUAAGGAAGCACUCCAGUUCUCUCUCUUUGAACAGUCUGGAAUUAACGGCAUCUACGACUCUCUUCUCCAAGGGAAUUUCAUAGGAAUUUCCUUUAAUUCUCUUCCGUUUACCCAUUUGUCCCUCAAUCCUUUUCCUAUUAGUCUUUACUUUCAAUGUUUCUUUGCGUUAUUUAUCUUUUUCAGUAAGCAAGCACCUUUGCUUCUUCCAAUGUAGACAAAUUCAUCAAUCCGGUAGGGUGAUCUGCUGUUUACUUCCUUCUCUGGGAGUAAUGUAUUGUGCCUCCGGAUUGAGCUAGUUCUUGCCUCAGGCUAUUCAGUUUUGUUGUUACUCUAGCCAUCAGUAGCUCACCCUCGGCACAACAUUUUUUGUCUGCCCGAUUGAUCCCCACCGUGCCUUCCUACCCCUUGAUUUGCUUUCUCUUGUUAAAGAAUCUUGAAGAACCUCAUUACUCGCUUGUUCCCUUACUCUCCUUCCUCAUUCUUCCCCAAACCCUUCUGUCAUCACAAUAAAAUGCUGUCGUCUCUCUCAUCCCAAACCCUCCACCCCCUCCCCCCCCUCCCCUCCCCGCCCCCCGGAUCAAUGCGGAUGCGAAGUCUUCCCAGACAUAUUUUACUGAAGAGGCUGCCAAAAGGCGUUGCAGAAACUCUUGACCGCCAUUUCUAUCAGAUUUUCUGGAUUUCUUUACCUGAUCCUACCAUUACCAUUCACCAUAUACAGCUGGUUUGCCAUUGUGGAGUUCUAGCAGCAUCCUUGUGGUUGCAAGUCAAUUCCUCUCCCCCUCUCAGUGCAUAUUUCCUUUUUUGAGCACUGCCUACCAGAUACUCACCUUGACAGCAUAAAACAAUUCUCUACAAAUGGAAGUUACAUUCCAAUGGGAGUUUUUUCACAUCCUUUGAACUAUUAGAAAACUUGAGGAAUUGUGGACGAAAAAUCAGAUACUUUAGGAUUGCAAAAGGGUAAGGGAAAAACGUCACUAUAAGGGCACCAAGGGAUAGCUAUUGAGUUAACACAUGCAUGUGUAGGUAUUUUCUUUUGUGUCUACCUUUUGGUCCCAGUCUAACAGCCCUGAGAAAGAACAAAUGCAUAGAUGCAACCUGGUAGAAAAUAGUUUAGGGUAGCUUAGCCUGGACGUGGCAGUAAGUUCCUAUCUCUUGGGAGAGAAUCCUAGAUGCAAGCUGGGUUGUCUACAACUGAGAUAUAUAUUAUUUAAAAAAAUGUAUUCUAUUUUUAUAUAAACGGUUGUUUUACUAAAUCUAUAUUUAGCGUUGUUUUCACGGUACAGAUGAUGCAUGGACCUCGAAUGAAGAAUAGCUAAUUUUCCCGCCUUUGAAAUAGAAUCAAGAGAUGCAGGAAACCUAGGAGAAAACACCUAGUCUAACUGGUUUUGUUUUCACAUGUGACAUUAUAUCAUUGCUUGGUUUGAAUUCAUUGAUUUAGUUUUAUAGUAUGAUCAACUGGUUCAGAACAAAUACAUCUGUCUCGUGCGGAAUUGUAAGCUGCUUCGCAGUUCUUUCCAGUUCUUUGAAUAAUAAAUUAAUAGAUAGUUCCCUCCUGAAGUUUAACGUCCUUAAAAUUUUGAGGCAUUUUCGAAAAUAAUUGAAAUACAAAUGCAGUGGGAAAAAUAGAAAAAGAUAAACGUUUAUUGUACACUUUGAAAAUCAGAAAUCUGGAAAUGAUUUGGGAAUACUUGCGUCCACAGUAUAAAAAAAUAUGAAGAAAAGAUGGCCGAAAAAAGCCUGGAAAGUUAAUUCUGCAGCUUAGUUGGACACAAUGCUUGCUUCAGUGCGUGGAUGUUCCAUGUCAGAGGCAGUCCGGAGCUGAAUGGUGUGUGGCAUACUGCUGUUGCUUUGCGCCCCCAGGGUUUAACCAAUGAGGUGUGAUUGUGUAUUGUCGUUUAGCCAAUUCACAUAACAAAGUGAUCAUAUUGCCAUUGCUUUGCCCCCCUCAGAGUUUACACUACUAUACUGCGAUCUUGUCAUGUCAAAGUCCAAUCUAAUGACAAAGUCAUCUCUGCAGACACGUGCGUUCUAUUUCUUUCAGAUAUUAGGCAUCGGUCUUAGGUUUAUACGGGUAGUCCUAUCCUUUAAGUUGAGGUAUUUCAUGGCAUGCAAAGCGGGAUAGAUGGAUUUUUUGUCAAACAAAUAGUUGGUUGGAUACCGUAUUAUCAGCUGGCAUAUAGAUUUAUCCAAAUAGUCAAGGACAUGGGCUCAUAAAUCAGUUAUGAUGAUAACGACAUGAGGCAUUUCUUGUUGAAAACAUUGUCCUUUUGACAAAGCGGACUGAUUUCAUGAUGAUGAUGAUCAUUCAAUCAGGAAAAUGUGCGCUGUUGCUGCUUCCUCUUGUGCGUGUGACAGAAGAUGUGUUCUCGUGUAGGAAAUGGUCUUGCUGGUGUCAACAAUAUAAUAUGAUGAUACGUCAAGAUUAAUCUGCGACUUCUAUUUCAAAUGGCCAAUGUAGGCGUUAUGUAUGCCCAUUAAAAAUUCCGAAUCCUGAGAGAGGAGUCCUUGUUUACCAUGAUCUUCAACAUGAACCUUGUGUGUUGACCUGCAAUACCACGUGACCAAUGAGGGUGAGUACUUUUAGAGAUCCUGCCAACAAAGUAGAAUCUGGAUGCAUUUCAACAGCGCUUCUUGAUUUGUUAUUGGUCAAUGCCAUUAUCCUUUUGGGAUCAAAUUGAAUUUUCCUAUCAUGACAAGUUCACAAAUCUGUUAUGCUCUCUGCCAUCACAUGAUCUACCGCUUGAAAAGCAUGGGAACAUUUCUUACAUGGCACUUGUCGUUUGUUAAGGAGCCAUUGCAUUCUCCAGAGUUGAAUGUCUGUUCUACGCAUCCAUUUUUAAUGCGCAUUAUUUAUUCACUGUUUUUAACGGGGGCUAACUUACUGAAGAUCCAAUUAGGCACAGUUAAGGCAACUCUGAAAUUUCGAGUUCUUCAACAACAUGUUCUUCAAGCAUUGCGUAAUUCACCCCAAUCAGGACCAGCUAUUUUCGUCAUUCAUUGCCUUUACAUUUUGCCAUUUUUGGGACCUCCGUACACUGAAGGGUUCAGCCAUUUAUUGAUUUCUUCCCUUCGCCGGUUGAAAACUAUGGACAAGAUACAAACAGAUACUUCUGAUGCAAAGCGCCUCGCUGCUCAGCUGUUUCUUGACAUCCUGUCUGGCCCUGUCACUCAUGAGGAGGGGAUACUUUUGAAGGUGCUUGAAGUUUUUAAUAUCGAGUUAAAAGACAUUGCAGAAGCCAUGUAUGGCUCAGAGUUAAAUGAUGUUUGCUUAGAGAUGGCAAAGUCGCAAAUCGGAAAUUAUGUAACUAGCUUUGUAGAAUCCCAAUCCUAUAUGACUGCUGUAACCCUCUUGGAACGUUUUUCGGUUUAUCAGUCUGGCUUUUCUUCUGAGUCCUUUCUUGAUAGACUGAUGCAAGAAAAUCAGUUUAGUGCUGCGGAGAAAUGGGCUACUCUUAUGGGUAAAUCAAUUACCUGUGUACUUGUCCAGAAGUAUGUGGAUAUGAAAAUGAUAAAGCAGGCAUAUAUUAUGAUUAAGAAAAAUGAUCUCAGGCAAGAGUUUCCAGAUGUUCAUCAUUUGUAUAAACAAAGGUAACUGCAGAGCAGUCUUUUUAUCAUCAUUGAUCUGUAGUUUUCAUGAGCACAUUGAUCUGGCUAAACUGUUCACAAAAAAAUCGUACGUGUACAGCUCUUUGAAGAAGCUAGCUGAAAAAGGUUGCUGGGACGUUGCUGAGAUUAAGACUAACAAUGAGAGGCAACUUCUAGAAUACCUGGUAAAAUCUUAGUCAUCAUUUUUUUUUUCAAAUUUGUUGGUUCUUUGUUUUUUAUAAGGUAUAAAAAACUGUCAACUAUUUCCUAUGACAUUCGAGUGUUGGGACUUUAUAGACUACAUCUUUCAUCGUCCUUUUUAUGUGGAGUUUUCAUAUAUACUCCUUUGCUUGCUUAUGAAGUAAUGGAACUGAUAAGUCUUUAUUAGCCGCUUAUAUCUUUUCUUUCUAUGAAGGCACAUUUGGCUAUGGAAUCUGGUUACUUCGAGAAAGUGGAUGAAUUAUGUGAGCGCCACUCACUCAGUUUUUUCAUUAGAGAGACAGGUCUGCGCAUCAGUUUUUCUCCAUUCCCCAUGAAAAUUAAUUCUUAUUUUGGAUGUUUGCAUCAAUUUUUCUCCAUUCUUCAAUUUUGCACAUAAUGAUUCGAGAGAAAAAAAUUCAGUUGGUAAUUGUUGCGAGACUUACAAUCAUCAUUUAAUUCUGGGAACACUUGAUAUGCUGGGACUCACGUGGUGUAUACAGCGAGACACUGAUAACUUUGUGGCUACUGUUGGCUGCUGAGUAGAUGUUGGUGUCUUAUUUGCACAGCCCUCCCUUGUACGUUUGCAUCAUAUCUGAGGCCAAUAUCUGUAUACAGAGAUUUUGGAAAUUAUUCUCAGUUGAAGUAUGACUUUAUAGUCUGUUAUCCGUCUUAAGCGGCUAUAUUCCUGAAAAUAAAUUAUUUUCUUUUGGGAUCUUUACAUUUGAGGUAAAUUCAUGGGUUGAUUUUAUAUUUUUAUUCUCAUGGGCACGCAUCUACAUGAGCAGUGCCUGUAGCAGGUCCUCUGAAGUCUCGCUAUUUGGAUGUUAAGGAGUUUAUUUUGGAUGGCAUUUCAUGGGUGGAUGAUAUUGAAGGGCUACAUGGUGCCACAAGCCAUAUCAAGGAUUGUAGAGUUGUUGGCAUAGACUGCGAAUGGAAACCAAAUUAUGAAAAGGGAAGCAAGCCAAGCAAGGUAAUCCUUAACCUUAAUGUUCAUGAUAUUGGUUUGCACGUAUGAUGCAUCAAUUUUUUUCUUUCGUAAUGUGUUCGAGCCGUUCUUUUGUAGAAAAUGGAGACAUGUACUUCUUGUACAAGCUGUAUUUUUUUUUGUAAGGAUAUGAUGCGCAACUCAAAGAUUAUAAAGAUUUACAACAGGGAAACCUUUUGAAUGCCUAAGAUACAAUAAAUCACCAGCUUUUAUUUGCAUAGUAGAAUAAAUAACGGUUUGGGAAUGUGCACAGAUCCAAUAGCCCUGCUGGUUUUCAUGCCAAAUUAGAUAAAGAAAAUAUAUGGUGAAGUCCACCUGAUAAAUUCAUCUCAAUACUUCGCCAGUAGUUUCUCUCUCUUUCUCUCUCUCUCUCUCUCUCUCUCUCUCUCUCUCUCUCUCUCUCUCUCUCUCUCUCUCUCUCUCUCUCUCUCUCUCUCUCUCUCUCUCUUUCUCUCUCUCUCGCUCUCUUUCUCUUUUCCUCUCUUAAAUGAUGUUUACAUAACAUAUUUCCUUUUAAGGUUGUAAAAUGUCUUCCUCUUGCCCAUGCCAUAUUGCAAAAGGAAUGUUGUUCUCUACAAAGUUGCACGAUAAUAAACCUCAAUAUUACUCGUAUGUAUAAAAAUACAUUUAGACAUCGGGAGGAAAACAUAUUUUCGCUUUCCUGUCGACUGGCUACUUAAAGUCUGCUGUGAUGCAGGUCUCUAUCAUGCAGAUUGCUUCUGGGAAGAGAGUUUUUAUUUUUGAUUUGUUAAAGCUGUAUGAAGGUGAGAUGAAGGAGCUAGACGAGUGUUUGAAAGCUGUAUUUCAUUCCCCAGAAAUUCUAAAGCUUGGUAUGUCACAAUCAGAAUUUUUUUCCGGGACCGUAUGCCUAAAUAUAUUUACAGACAAGUAUAUCAUGUCUCUACUAGGAACGAUGAUGCAUGAUUUAAUUAUUUCUGUCCUAUGUAAUGUAGGUUAUAACUUUCAAUCUGAUAUUCGUCAACUGUCGCAUUCUUAUGGAGACCUGGAGUGCUUCAGGUCAUAUGAAAUGGUACUUGACAUUCAAAAGCUAUUCAAAGAGCCUCAUGGUGGUCUUUCCGGGGUAGCUGAGGUACUUAGAAUACAGUGACAUCCAGAUUUAGCUUCUCUUCUUUUACAUCUUUAUAAAGAUUUUAUGUUUAGUCUAUUUACGGAGUUAACCUCCUGGAUUAAUUUAUUUCAACAGAAAAUUUUAGGGGCUGCCUUAAACAAGACAAGACGAAACAGCAACUGGGAACAACGACCAUUGAGUCAGAAUCAAGUACGUGAUUCUCUUAUCAUUUUGGAAUACAUUAUCCUAUUUUAUCCUUCUUUUAACGGUGUAAAAGUUCUUGUAAAUGAUUAUAUAUGUAAAUACAUAGUUCCUAUGGAUGUAAAAUGCAUCGCUUUAGUCUGGCUAUGGAUGUACAUGAUUAUAUAUGUCUGGCUUCGGAAUUGACUCAGAUUUUAUGAUUCUCCCUGGGAAUGAAAGCUUUAUUGAUUACAUUUAUUUGACAGCCAAGUUGAUGGAAAAUUACAUAGACAAAAAAUUACAUGCAAAUUUCUGUUACAAAAACCCAAUGCUUCAGAAUUUCUGUUCUGAUAACAUGCAGGUGGAAUAUGCGGCCCUUGAUGCUGCUGUCCUCGUUCAUAUAUUCCAUCAUGUCCGUUCUCAGCAACAUUUAACGGAUGCUAAAGACAUGAAGCACGAGGGUGACUGGAGAUCUCACGUCGUUAGUAUUUCACUACAUUGUAUAUACCCCAGAUCUUUGCUUUACUUCUUUUACUGAUCAAUAAACAUGCAGGUUUCUCAGAAAUGCAAGACAAGGAGCCGUAAGAAGCCUCCCAAAAUUCUGGAUGAUGUUGGAGGUGAUCCCAAAAGUUGA
Spirodela intermedia is the source of this 7424-nucleotide messenger RNA. The record is from the annotation of a GenBank genome assembly. NCBI's taxonomy places the organism in Eukaryota, Viridiplantae, Streptophyta, Magnoliopsida, Alismatales, Araceae.